AUGUCCAGUAAAGAACAAGUGAAUAACAACGACAAUACAAAAGAGGUGCUCUCUAAAGUUGUAGGAACGGUUAGAGCAUCUAAUGCUUUGGCUGCUCAAGAUAUAGAGUUUUAUAGUACUUUAGACAAAGACAUUGCAAAUUCUGUCGAUCAUUUAAAAAAUGAUCUCUUAGACAUGAUCAAUUCUAUCAUUUUCUCUAUUGAUGAACAUGCUCCUACCAUUGAAUCUGGUAAAGAUCAAUUGGAAGGUCAAGAUUGGAGAGACUACACUAAUUUCAUCGAUAAUUUAUUUGAAAGAGCAGAUAGAUCCAUCGAUAUCCUUAAUAAUAGUCAUGGAAUUAACAACCACCACCACAACAACAACAACAGUAAGAAUUUUAACAAAUUAAAUGAUGGUUCUCAAUUUCAAUAUCUAGAAGAAAAUAUAAAUGAUACAAAUGAUCAUUUUGAUAAUAAAAGAAUCUCGAAACCACAAUUAACUUUUAAAAAACCAGUGGACAAUAGUGAAUCCCAUCCAUUCAAACCGUUAUUGAUACAGAAACCAAAUGCUUUAAAACCAUUAGAAGAAUGUUUAAAAUUAGUAGAUGAAGACACAAAUGGCAACAUUCCAUCUCACUACCCUCAGCCUUAUCAAUACGAAAUUGAAAACCAAGAAUAUAAUCAUGAUAUCCUCGUGAUUAAAGACCCAAUCCCAUUUAAAUCAUGGAACGACACAGAACCCAUUUGGAUUGAUCAAGUAGACCAAAUCCCUCAUUUGGUCCAGGAUCUAUCUAAUUAUAAAGAACUAGCUAUCGAUUUAGAACAUCACGAUUUUAGAUCCUACUAUGGUAUCGUCUGUUUAAUGCAAAUUAGUACCAGAGAUAAGGAUUAUUUAAUCGAUACAAUCGCUCUAAGAGAUGACUUGUCCCCACUAAAUAAAAUUUUUACAAAUCCAAUGAUCACUAAAGUGUUUCAUGGUGCCUUUAUGGACAUUAUCUGGUUACAAAGAGAUUUGGGUCUUUACAUUGUAAGUUUAUUUGACACUUAUCAUGCGUCAAAGGCUUUGGGCUUCCCUAAACAUAGUUUGGCAUAUUUAUUAGAAACAUUUGUCAAUUUUAAAACAUCUAAAAAAUAUCAACUAGCUGAUUGGAGAAGAAGACCAUUGAGCAAACCUUUGUUAGCAUAUGCACGUGCUGAUACACAUUUCCUUUUGAACAUCUUCGAUCAAUUAAGAAAUGAGUUGAUUAAACAAAAUAAAUUAGCUUCUGUGCUUAAAGAAUCAAGAGAAGUCGCAAAAAGAAGAUUUGAAUACUCUAAAUAUAGACCCAAGAUCAAUAUACCAACAGUUUAUAGUCCGAUUGAAAAGAUAGAUCCUUGGAGGACUUUAAUGUACCAGUAUAAUGUCCCAUUAGAGAAAGAGCAAUUGGUGAAAGAAUUAUAUAUCUGGAGAGAUACAAUGGCAAGAAGGGAUGAUGAAUCACCAAGAUACAUAAUGCCAAAUCAAUUAUUAAUAUCUUUGGUAGCAUAUACUCCAAUAGAUGCUGCUGGAGUUGUCUCUGUUAACACAUUUAUUACUGAUACUGUUAGAUCAAACUCCAAACAAAUUGCUAACAUGAUUAAAAAUUACUUAACAAGUGUGAAAAGCAAUAAUAAUAAUUCAAGCAUAACUUCUAUGAACAAUAUUUCAAUAGUACCUGAUCAAGUUACUAAAACCGAUAUUUUAACACUUUCACAAGUAAGAAAUAUGUUUGUACAGUUCAAUGGCUUAGAAAAAAAAUAUUCAGAAGAGGCUAUAGAAAAAACUAAAGAUAAUAAAGACAUAAUUGGGAUGAAUCAGUCUAAAUUUUUAGGUCAAUUGACCAAUAAUAAGCAUAUCAUAUCCUAUAAAGAAAAUAAUCCAAAGAUAGUACCUGAAACUGUCUUACAGUCACGCCAUGAAGCAUUUAUUAAACUGAUAGAUGAAUCAAACAAAGUUGAAUAUACCAUUCCAGUUCCAAAUGAAGAAAUGUCGUUUGCUACAACUGAUACUUCUGCUAUUGAAUCCUCCACUAAUAUUGAUGUGAUACCAUCGAUUGUGACAGAAGAGAAAGAGGAUAUGAAUGAGAUAGUAGUAUUAAAGAAGGUUAAAAGAGAUUCUACAAAUUCAAGGAAGAAAAAUGAACAUAAGAGUGAAAAUGAAGAACCUAUCAAGAUUAUUGACUAUUCAAAAGAGAAGAAAGUUCUUAGUUCAAAGAGGGUUUCUGAGGAAGAUGACAAUAGCAAGAAGAAGAAAAGAAAAUUCGAUCCAUUUUCUCAAAUUCAUGAGACCGUUAAAGCAGCUAAGAAAAGGAAAAAUAUUACCAAGGGUAGGAAUGUUUCAUUUAAGAGAUAG
Arxiozyma heterogenica is the source of this 2349-nucleotide messenger RNA. It is a transcript of the gene RRP6, whose product is annotated as exosome nuclease subunit RRP6. Gene Ontology annotation, biological process: nuclear polyadenylation-dependent rRNA catabolic process; nuclear polyadenylation-dependent antisense transcript catabolic process; exonucleolytic trimming to generate mature 3'-end of 5.8S rRNA from tricistronic rRNA transcript (SSU-rRNA, 5.8S rRNA, LSU-rRNA). The record is from RefSeq and is a predicted model, not a curated record. Gene Ontology annotation, molecular function: single-stranded RNA binding; 3'-5'-RNA exonuclease activity; nucleotide binding. Lineage: Eukaryota; Fungi; Ascomycota; Saccharomycetes; Saccharomycetales; Saccharomycetaceae. Gene Ontology annotation, cellular component: nucleolus; nuclear exosome (RNase complex). Bases 1 to 2349 code for a protein of 782 amino acids. The transcript has a single exon.